CCUUUGAAACCGAGCUCAUAUCACUCUGGCAUCUUUUUUCUCCCCGGUUUCCGCUCUUCGUCAACCACUUUUCCUCAAUAAUGUCUGGCACUUCGCAGUUUGUAAUACUCCUCUGCGCCGCAUUUCGGCUCUCCGGUUCCUGGGUCAUUAGAACGGAUGUGCUGGACAUCGAGGCGGUUGACACUAACGACCUACGUGAAACCAGACGAGAACGCUUGAAUUUGAUCUUCCCUGGUACCAAGUGGUGCGGGAGUGGUAACGUUGCUGAAAAUUAUGAAGACCUUGGUACCUUCGCUGAGUCCGAUGCUUGCUGCCGUACUCACGAUCAUUGCGAGGACAUCGUCGAAGCAAUGCAGACUAAAUUCAAUUUAACCAAUCCGUCGUUUUAUACAAGGGUGCACUGUUCCUGCGAUGAGAAAUUUUACGACUGUCUUCACGGUUCUCCGGACGAAAUUGGCGACAAGGUGGGAAUCUUGUACUUUAGUUUCCUGGGCACCAAGUGUUUCCGUAACGAUUAUCCGAUCGUCGGCUGCAAGCGUUACCAUCCGUACCCGAAACGUUGCCUCGAAUACGAGCUGGACGAGAGCCAACCUAUGAUGUACCAGUGGUUUGACGUCCCUCUGUACUGACACAAGCGGGGAUGAGAAAAAUCCCGUCUACUUGACCUCCGGACGGACCUUUUCACAGCCUCACGUUUCUUUG
Messenger RNA from Diprion similis, 702 nucleotides. RefSeq names its product phospholipase A2-like. Lineage: Eukaryota; Metazoa; Arthropoda; Insecta; Hymenoptera; Diprionidae. Bases 81 to 629 code for a protein of 182 amino acids. Gene Ontology annotation, biological process: phospholipid metabolic process; arachidonate secretion. The transcript is spliced from 4 exons. The record is from RefSeq and is a predicted model, not a curated record.